This is a messenger RNA of Corvus hawaiiensis (hawaiian crow), 711 nucleotides long. It is a transcript of the gene G0S2, whose product is annotated as G0/G1 switch 2. The record is from RefSeq and is a predicted model, not a curated record. Bases 150 to 455 code for a protein of 101 amino acids. NCBI's taxonomy places the organism in Eukaryota, Metazoa, Chordata, Aves, Passeriformes, Corvidae. Gene Ontology annotation, cellular component: mitochondrion. Gene Ontology annotation, biological process: positive regulation of extrinsic apoptotic signaling pathway. The transcript is spliced from 2 exons.
CGGGCAGCAGCUGCAGAGGAGCGGCCGCGACAGCGACAGCACAGCCCGGCCCCGCAGCGCUCACAGCACGGCACGGCACGGCACGGCACGGCACGGCCCCGCAGCAACACCGCCGAACUGACAUCUAAACCUGCUGCUGCAAAGCUAAAAUGGAAACCAUGCACGAGCUGAUCCCCUUCGCCAAAGAAAUGCUCAGCCAGAAGCCCAACAGGAAGAUGAUCAAGCUGUACAUGCUGGGCAGCGUGCUGGCGUUCUUUGGGGUGGUCAUCGGGCUGGUGGAGACCGUGUGCAGCCCCUUCAGCUCCGAGGGCAGGAUAGAGGAGGAGGAGAAGGCCAAGCCGGCGGCGCCCCGGGAGCAGCGGGUCCCGCCGGCACGGGAGGGUUUGGUGCUGGACAAGGGCAAGGAGCCGCCGGCGCUGCACAGGGCCCUGGUGACCCGGCACCACGCGUCCUAGGCCGGCUCAGCGCUCAGCAGAGACUCCGCGGCCCCGCCCGCCCAGGUGGUUCCAGCACGAAGAGAAGGCUCGGCUGAGGGAGACUGCACGUGUGAGACUCGCCAGAAGUGAAGGGUUAUAUUUGCUGCUGUGCAGCAGUGGGAAAAAUUACCUUUUGUUGGUAUGAACCUGUGCACGACGCACAGCAUGGUUUCUUAUUUUUCUUACGGACGCAUUUUACACCAUUUUGCAAGAUCAAUAAAUAUUUUAUAUGGUA